AUGACAGUUGAGCAGAAAGAGGAGGAUCUGUCUCCAGCUGACUUAGAGGAGCUUGAGCUCCGGAAAAAGCUUGAUGAACUUACUGAAAAAAUAAGUGACAAAGGCUCAUCUGAUGAGGAGGAUGCAAUGAAACCUUCAGAGAACUCUCCAAAGAAAGGAGCAGUUUAUUAUGCUCCAGCUAUGAGAGGAGAUUCAGCUGGACUUGAGAAUGUCAGACACGAAUGGCCUCUUGAGGUUGAGUGGAAAGCAAAGCCAACUGUACCUAAAUCCUUAAAGAAGCAGAAGAGGGUGAGGUCCUUUGAGUUUAGCAACACAACCAGCUGUGAGUUGUCGCAACUGGAGGGUAAAGUUGCACGGGCAGUGGCCAGCGUCCAGAGCACUCAAAGUGGAGUUACAGAUAUUCAGAAAAGAAUCGCUGCUUUGAGUGCUGCAGGGAUGACGGUGGAGACGUCCCGCAGACGGACUCCUCGGCCAUCAAGAACAUUGCAUGAAUUUCCAAUUAGUAAGUGCAAAGCUUUGUACUGCGUAUUCAGUAACAUGUAA
Molecule: messenger RNA, 543 nt
Organism: Sinocyclocheilus anshuiensis
Lineage: Eukaryota; Metazoa; Chordata; Actinopteri; Cypriniformes; Cyprinidae
Product: melanophilin-like
Exons: 5
Coding region: 1-543 (180 amino acids)
Cellular component (GO): cortical actin cytoskeleton
Molecular function (GO): actin binding; myosin binding
Source: RefSeq, a predicted model, not a curated record